AUGGCAACAACCGAGAUGGAGGAGCACCCUACCCUCCACAACGAAACUCACACCACCUCCACAACUACAGCUACAGCUACAACUACAACUACAACCGCAACCACUGCAACCUCCGACACUAACGGCUUCUCAAACGGAUACACCCACACAAAUGGACACGGGCAUGCAAACGGAGUCAUAAAGAAGAGAAAGAGCGCACUCUCGCUCCACAACCCGGACGAGCCCAAGACCGGUGGAAACAAGACUGUCCGUUUCGACAGCAACCUUCCUUCUUCCCACAGCUCGUCUUCGUCCCUGGCAUCCUAUGACUCUGGGGUUUCCGUCUCUCCGUCCUCUUUCUUACCUCCUUCUUCGCCUUCAUCGUCCUCGACCACUGUAUCCUCGGCCGACGGAAGGACGAUCACAACAACCACGACCACAUCCUACACAAAGACAUUUGUCUCGGACGAUACAUCUUCCAAAAAGCAGCCUUCGGUGCAAUCGUGGACAGCUCUCGAGUACAUUGUUCAGAGCUCAGUCUUCCUGUUGGUCCUUGCUCACAUCGUUGUGGCCCCCUAUACCAAAGUCGAGGAGAGCUUCAACCUACAGGCAACUCAUGAUAUCCUCAACUAUGGAAUGACCUCCAAGGGUGUUCAGCAGGUAAACUACAUAAGCGAUAUCAUCUCAUUGUUAUUCUUGUCAGCUUUCUUUGUCCAAUAG
Messenger RNA from Linnemannia hyalina, 699 nucleotides. NCBI's taxonomy places the organism in Eukaryota, Fungi, Mortierellomycota, Mortierellomycetes, Mortierellales, Mortierellaceae. The record is from the annotation of a GenBank genome assembly.